This is a messenger RNA of Cryptococcus deneoformans JEC21, 1250 nucleotides long. RefSeq lists its product as hypothetical. Gene Ontology annotation, molecular function: FAD binding. Lineage: Eukaryota; Fungi; Basidiomycota; Tremellomycetes; Tremellales; Cryptococcaceae. The coding region runs from base 144 to 1238 and encodes 364 amino acids. The record is from RefSeq and is a predicted model, not a curated record. The transcript has 5 exons.
GACCUUUAGAAAUACUAAUCAUCGGUGCGGGAGUUGCAGGAGUGACAGCUGCAUAUGCUCUUCGCCAAAGUCAGGCAUACCAAGAAGGAAAGUUGGUCGUAAGGCUUGUCGAAAAAAGGAGUCAGGAAACAUGGGGAGGGAGAAUGGGAUUUCCUAUGCAUUUGACCAAGGCCGCACGUAAAGCCCUAGACGAUCUGCUCAUCCCUUCACACAGCACUAAACUUCUUGUCCUUCGACAAAAGAUCCCCAUUCUACAUGACGGCUUGACUGUGCUUUCAUACAGCGGUAAAAUGGUGUAUCGGAUGGUUCGCGAUGUUCGAGGAUGGGGGAUGGUGGAGAGAGCCGACUUGAUUAGUAUUCUGAAAGAAGGAGCAGGGGAAGUGGAGUGGGACAUCGAGGCGCUUGUAGGUGAGCCUGGGAUGGAAAGAGGGAUCGAGGUUUGUCUGAAAGGGAAAAAGGAGGAGGUGGUAAGACCUGAUUUGAUUGUCGGUGCCGAUGGGAUGUUCUCGGCCAUUCGGCAUUGCCUGUACUCUGAUUCCCAAAUGGUUGAGGAUAAACUACCGGGAGGUUUCAGCAAGCUCCCCCAAACGAUCAUAAACCUUCGAACAACCUCGCCUGCCAUGCGAAGAUGGGUUCACGACCCAAAUGGCAUGAACUUGUUAUACGGCGAAUCCUUUUCUGCCACCAUGAUGCCUCUUUCAUUCCCUAGUAUUUACGUCGCACUCACCAUCCCCUCACAAUGGCUCAACCCUUCAUCCCAGGUUAGAAUGAAGGGUGAAGAAAUAAAGCUGGAGCCUACGGUGCAUGGGAAGUUUCUGAGACAGUUGGAACGUGAUCCAGGAUGGGAAAAGAAGGAAACGUACCCGUUAUGGAGUGCCACUAGCACGGUAGGGGGUAAAGGAAGAGUAGUACUAGUGGGUGAUGCAGCUCAUGGGAUGCCGCCAUUCUGCGGGGCGGGAGCUAGUGCUGGGGUCAUAGAUGCCGUAGAACUUGCCAAAGUCAUUGUGGAUCAUCUAAACGAUCCAGUAAACAAUCUCGACGAUGUAUUGCGGGGAUUCCGAGAGAGCAUGAAGAAACGCAAUGACCCAAUUAUACGCCAAUCCAAGAGGAUUCUGUGGCUGGUACAAGCCGAGCGAUGGUAUGAGAAUGCAAUCCGGCGGGCAGUCUUUUUUAUACUGGACCUGGGAGAGAGAAUAAGUGCGCAGCGGGGCAGGAAGGUUGCUGCUGCAAGACCGUGAUGCAAAACACUC